GGUGGCUUCUCUAUUGUUUCAUCUCCGACAUCUCAUACCUCCAAAGCUCAACCGCGAACACCAUCCCUGUUUCCUCCUUCCCUCUCCCUCUCUCUCUAUAACUCAGAUUGAUAUAUAUAGAGAGAGCUAUAUAUAUCCACACAAAUCAGAUCAGGUAAAUAUAUAGAGAGAGGGGAUAAUAAUGGAAUUGGGAAAAAAGUUCGCUGUUCUCUUGUGCGCAGAGGACUCCGAAUACGUGAAGAAGAAAUACGGGGGUUACUUUGGGGUUUUCGUGAAAAUGCUGGGCGAGGAAGGCGAAAUCUGGAGGGUAUUCCACGUGGCGAAGGGGGAGUUCCCGACGGACGCUGAGAUCGGAGAGUUUGACGGCUACGUCAUCACCGGCAGCUGCAAUGACGCUCACGGCAAUGACAUCUGGAUCUGCAAGCUCCUCAAUCUUCUCAACAAGCUGGAUGCCAUGAAGAAGAAGAUUUUAGGCAUUUGCUUCGGCCAUCAGAUACUGGGACGAUCGUUAGGAGGGAAGACAGGCCGAGCAACAUCCGGGUGGGACAUCGGUGUGACGGACGUUCAUAUAUCACCGUCCAAGCUUUUCAGCUCUUUAAACCUGCCUACUUCCCUUCAUGUUAUUGAGUGCCACCGAGACGAGAUUAUAGAACUCCCAGCUAAGGCAGAGAUCAUGGCAUGGUCGAACAAGACCGGAAUUGAAAUGUUUAGAUAUGGAGAUCACAUCAUGGGCAUUCAAGGUCACCCCGAGUACACCAAGGAUAUACUCGUGCAUCUCAUUGAUCGCCUUAGCCAACGUAAUCUCAUUCAGGAUGACGUCGCCAUUUCUGCAAAGGCGAAGCUGGGUGCAUAUGAGCCAGACAGGGAGGCGUGGAGGAAGCUGUGCACUGGCUUUCUCAAGGGUAGAUUGUGAUGGGAAGCCUGGAAUUUCCUUGGGGUCUUUGAUGGGAGUGUAAAUAGAAGUAGAAGAAGCCAUUGAUGAGAAGGUAUUGAAACCCUCGGCUUCGGAUGGAUAUUCCAUAACACGGUCUUGUUUAUUUCGUUCAAUGCUGUUGAACAAAUGACAAACUGGCCUGUACUUGAAUAAUGGAGUUUUGGCACUUGAAUUAAAUUAUUUAGAAUUUUCUA
Ipomoea nil (Japanese morning glory) is the source of this 1128-nucleotide messenger RNA. RefSeq names its product gamma-glutamyl peptidase 5-like. Gene Ontology annotation, cellular component: cytosol. NCBI's taxonomy places the organism in Eukaryota, Viridiplantae, Streptophyta, Magnoliopsida, Solanales, Convolvulaceae. Bases 182 to 913 code for a protein of 243 amino acids. The transcript has 3 exons. The record is from RefSeq and is a predicted model, not a curated record.